GGCGACUUGGAUGAGUGGAGGAGGCGAGGCAAGGUGCGGGCUUGGGGCCUACAGAAGUGAUGUACAAGGAGGCUUUGUUUCACUUCAAGGUCUUUAUAUACACCACGAUCGAUAAGCUCGAUAUGCUUCGAGCGGAGGUGAAACGGAUCGCCUCUAGUGCACGCCAUCUUGUGUGGGACAAACUCGGCAGGCAGACCACAUUGCUUCCUGUAUGCAUGCGGUCAAAGGAGGUUAUGGCGGCGCCCGUCGACAUCGUCACAGCCGCACAAAAAAUGACAUGCAGGGCCGCCAUCGUGGACAUCUCGGCCGCGAAUUUCAGCAGUGCAUGGACCUCACAGGACUUCGAUCCACUUUACGCAAUGAUGGCGAAGUGUUGUGGUCCAAAUCGGGUCCUCUUCUUCUUUGCACCGCAGAAUGUACAAAGCGAUGUCUUGCGUCAAUUGUACGGUUGGGAGGACAUGGAGCUCAUCCCCGGGUCAUGGAAACGCGUGGACAGGCUGUCGAGCGACGUCAUAAGGUACGGCAACAUCGCUACGAGCAGUCGGGACCUGGUGGCGAUCGUGCUGCACGCUGAAGGAGGGGAUCUGAAAAAAGUAACUGUCGCACCCCGUCUUCACAACGAUCUCACCGAAGUGCAUGUUGUGGAGGAAAAGUUCGGGAAGUGUCUCGGAAAACACGGUGGCGUCGAAGGCCACGAAAGUGCCGCAUAUUCAAUUUGGGAGCGAGAACCUGGCAAGUUACGGAAGUUGUGCAGCUCAGUUGUAGGAGAGGCGGAAGGUGUGCUUUUGCUGGGUAGGGUGCACGCGGGUCUUGUAUGGAAGUUAUUGCUUGCAGGUAAUAAUGUCAUUGUCUGUGACGAGUCGGCCAAGGACAUUGCAUACUUGAAAAAGUUCGUCGACAUACUUGUUAAGGAUGGGAGAUUUGAGUGUCGCCUCAAGAAGCCGCGUGACACACAUCGCACGAACAGGGAUAUGUACCAUAAGUUGGGACCGAAAAGACUGAAGGUGUGGCAAUACCUGUUCUACAAUGCGCCGGAUGGACGCCUUGAUGGGGGAUACAUAUAUAGGAAAGCCAAGGUGACCGAGGCCCUCAAACAUUAUCAUGGUGCUCUAACUGCCGCCUUCGAGACAUUCGUUGCUCGAUGCGAGAUGUUGAGGUUUGAUCUUUACAAAGAUAAACUGACGUUUAAGGACUAUGCAGACCUCGCUAAAUCGGGUGAAGGCUUUAACCCCGUUGACAGCGAGGAAGACUCGUCGGACUCCGACCUCGAGAUGGAAAAGGACACCAAUGCGGUUGGGUAUGUGGCCUCGGGUGUGGACCGGGUUGUAUGUACGCCUAUGGAAGACGACGAAGACGAUGACCUUGAUAUUCCUGCUCAGCCAACGAAGCUGGCGCCAGGCGAUCCGAUUCCUCCCAGAUUUUGUGCGGAUCCAAACAAUGUGUAUUUCUUGGAUGACAAAUACACCUGCACUAGUGAAGACAAGUGGGGCCAUGAUAUCAUUUGGCAUGACGGCAUUUUCGAGCCAUGUAUCCAAGGCGGGGAGUGGAAAAUGGCGGUGAGGUAUGUCUCGAAGGGUUGGAGACCGUUUGCCCGCGUGGGAAAGGACAGCUGGCUGAAGACGACGGAGCAAUCAAUACUAUACCGCUGUCAGCAAGAGAACCCCGGGGAGAGUGAAACAUCCAUCGCGGCAAAGGCGAAACAAUUGUUCAACGUCUUGGGAGCCACUCGGCAGUUAGAGUACUCACACUCACACAAGUUUUACGAGCUGCAGUCGAGCCCCUCGUACGGCAAGAUUGACUGGAAGGUUGACCGCACCGCCGCGCUCGAGAGCAUGGACGUGGACUCCCGAGAAUAUGCCGCCCCUGUGCCCGAGGCGGCCACAGGGAACACGAUGGGUGAACAAAGGGAAGAUGGCGAGACGACAUUGGGCGUGAAGCCUCCGUUGCCAGAGGCGGGGAACACGCCCGCAGGCAAAAACACCAUCGGAGCCAUCUCUGUCACAACGGGGGGUACAUCACAAGGUGAAAAAGUGUCACUCGACAAGCCGGAGGAUGCAGGCGCCACAUACGGGAGUCUCCUCGCGACAGGUGCAGCGCUGGCAGGCACAUCGGAGAUGGUGUUAGAGUCUACUGCUGGGAUGGGCGUCACGGAGAUGUCGUUGCAUCCGCCCACAUGCACUAGCAAAGGUGACGCACACUAUACAACAACACCACAGGGAGGGGUCAAAGGGGAUGAUGGGAAUGGGGGAAAUGCAAGGGGGGGCUCCACGUUCUCGCAAUAUUGAGGACAUGACGACGGACGAUGAGGAUGGGGUAGAAGGCGGAAAGGGCGUGAGCGAUCCCACGCAUGCAGAAAAUAAGGGGUGAGACAGGGCAUGAACUUGA
Chara braunii is the source of this 2385-nucleotide messenger RNA. The record is from the annotation of a GenBank genome assembly. Lineage: Eukaryota; Viridiplantae; Streptophyta; Charophyceae; Charales; Characeae.